GGUGCAGUUUACCUUGUCCACCGCCCUGAAAGAAGAUAUGAAGUGGUAUCCUCUCCCUGCGAGCCUGUUUCUAGCGGCUUUCUUCUCACAAGUUACGAAGGUCCGUUCUGGGACCAGUGUGGGACUGAUGAACUCAGUCUACUCUGUAGGAGAAGGCGACGGCUUUGUCGAGGUAUGCGUUGCCAUGGAGCGCCCGGGGAUACCAAACCUGACCGUGAUGCUGAGGACAAUUUCAGACUAUGGAGAAGUGGAGCGUCUCGUGUCUACCCCAGACUGUGUCAGUAUACCCAUCGUCAAUGACAACUGUAUGGAGGAGGUCGAGAGGUUCAACGUGUCACUGGAGAUGGUGGAUGGAGAAGGCAAUGAUAUAAUGUUUGGAACAUCGUCGGCCACUGUCUAUAUUACGGAUGAUCAGGAUCCGUAUGUGGUCCCAUUUUUGUCUGGAAUAAAAUGGUCCCAUCACUGUCUUGACGGUUCUCUAGUUGCAGAUGUAGGAUUCGAUAGCACUGUCUACGAAGUACUAAAAGGUGAAGAUCUGGAGUUUUGCAUUCAAACCUUGUGUGGUGACAGUCUCAGUAUCCUGGCACCUCUGCGUCGUAAGCCAGUUUUUAUCGCAAUAUUAAAAGAAUUAAACAUGGCACAACGGCGUUUGCUGGAGUAUAAUGGAACAAAACAGUGCACAAGUAUCUCAAUACCAGCCGAUGAGUAUCCGGUAGGACCACAAAUGAUGUUCAAUCUCACACUUUCAGCCCUUUAUCUACCGGGCACCAUCGGUCUUUCACGAAACGUUUCUUUAGUUACGUCAAAGACAGAGAGAUUGUCACUGUCAGAGAAAGUGAUGGAGUGGCAAGGGUGUGCUUCAAUGGACAGCAAUGCUGAUGAAGACUACCAUGUUAUAGAGGAAGAGUUCACUAUACAAACAGGGGGAGGAGAAGGAUGCAGGAUAUGUGUAAACAUCUCAAUCAAGAACGACAGUAUCUUAGAGGACGAAGAGGAAUUUACUGUCUCCCUCAAACUUGGAGAGACGCACACGUUCACCUUCAAUACGUCUCCGGCUACCAUCAGGAUUAGCGAUGAUGACUUCUGUGAUGCUGGCAGAGGAGAUCGUGCAGUGGUGAGUCUACAAAAAAGGCUCUACAGACCAAGCAAGAAUAAAGAGUCGAUUGAAGUGUGUGCCAGUCUCAGAAUACAGACUACAGAUAAUAAGUGUAACUGUCCAUCGCCAUUCAACCACUUCUUCAUCAGAGCCUAUACCGUUAGACGAGAAGACAAUUCCUAUGUCGAAAGUCCCAACCCUCUGGAAAUGACCUUCCACAACUGCAAACCAACUGUCUGCGUCACAGUCCCAAUCACUCCAGAGUUGCGUGCAAUCAAUAAGCCGUUCUUUGUUUUCCUGCUGAGGCCAUACAGACAAGAUAGGAGGAUCUCUAUUAAUAAGGGUCGUCAGGCAGCUCAAGUCAACAUUUGAAGACACAGCCAACCACCAAACCAUUGAAAAUUUGAACAACUGCAUUUUACAUUCACACAUUUCAUAGUGAAUAUAGCUAAUACACUAUUUCUACUUGCUAUUGACCUUAAUAAAUCAGAAGCAUUAAAAUAGUUACUGGC
This is a messenger RNA of Geodia barretti, 1608 nucleotides long. NCBI's taxonomy places the organism in Eukaryota, Metazoa, Porifera, Demospongiae, Tetractinellida, Geodiidae. The record is from the annotation of a GenBank genome assembly.